Molecule: messenger RNA, 2866 nt
Organism: Gossypium raimondii (Peruvian cotton)
Lineage: Eukaryota; Viridiplantae; Streptophyta; Magnoliopsida; Malvales; Malvaceae
Product: neutral ceramidase 2
Exons: 9
Coding region: 293-2725 (810 amino acids)
Biological process (GO): long-chain fatty acid biosynthetic process; sphingosine biosynthetic process; ceramide catabolic process
Cellular component (GO): extracellular region
Molecular function (GO): N-acylsphingosine amidohydrolase activity
Source: RefSeq, a predicted model, not a curated record
CAAUUAUGGUCACUACCAACCAGUCCACAACCAAAUCAAUAUCACUCCGCCAUUCUCCCAUCUCUCUGGUAGUGGCGCACCAAUCCAUAAACACUUUGCCCCCAAUCACCAUUGAAGUGGUGUUUAGACACAUUUCACCACUUUAUUCAGUUUAUUCAAAUAAUAAUACACUAUUUUGUCUCCUUUCAGCACUGUUUUUCAACUAUCCAAUUAUCCAGCUUUACUUGAGCUCACACCCAAAGAAGAUAACUUGCUUCUUCCCUACAGUGAGGAAUGAAAUAAAGCUAAAGCUAUGAAGAUGGUUUGUAAAGAUUGUUGUUUUAUGGAGAGACCAGUUAGGGUUCUUGGGUUCUUGUUUUUGUUACUGCAAAUCGAAGGGUCUUCAUCAGCUUCCAAUUAUUUGAUUGGCCUUGGAAGCUAUGACAUAACUGGACCUGCUGCUGAUGUUAAUAUGAUGGGUUAUGCAAAUAUGGAACAAAUUGCUUCCGGUAUUCACUUUAGAUUACGUGCUCGGACCUUUAUCGUUGCCGAACCGAAAGGGAAUCGUGUUGUAUUUGUGAAUCUUGAUGCUUGUAUGGCUUCACAGAUUGUUACAAUCAAAGUACUUGAGAGAUUAAAAGCAAGGUACGGCGAGGUUUAUACAGAGAAGAAUGUUGCCAUUAGUGGCAUUCAUACUCAUGCUGGUCCUGGUGGAUAUCUUCAAUACGUUGUGUAUAUUGUAACGUCUCUCGGAUUUGUAAGACAAUCGUUUGAUGUUAUCGUUGAUGGUAUUGAGAAAAGUAUUAUACAAGCUCAUGAAAAUCUCCGCCCUGGUUCGAUUUUGAUAAAUAAAGGGGAACUCUUGGAUGCCGGUAUAAAUCGUAGUCCGAGCGCUUAUUUGAAUAAUCCGGCUAAUGAACGGAGUAAAUAUAAGUAUAAUGUGGAUAAAGGUAUGACAUUGAUUAAGUUUGUUGAUGAAGAAUGGGGCCCUAUAGGUAGUUUUAACUGGUUUGCUACCCAUGGAACUUCUAUGAGCCGUACGAAUUCAUUGAUUAGCGGUGAUAAUAAAGGUGCUGCUGCCCGAUUUAUGGAAGAUUGGUUCAAACAGACUAGUUUUACGGCAGAUUAUGAUAGCCUGUCUUUCAACAGCUCUGUAAGUGGUAGAAUCCCUCGAAGAGUUUCGAGCAUCAUCCCUAAUUUUCAUGAAAAACGUAAGGAGCUGAUGGAACUUGCCGCUUCAUUUAAAUCUUCUCAAGGACGACCCGUUACUAGACUUUUGAGUGUUGCAAGAAGGGUCCGGAAUUCCUUAAGGCAGGCAGAUAAACCUCAGUUUGUAUCAGCAUUCUGUCAAACAAAUUGCGGUGAUGUCAGCCCGAACACACUCGGUGCAUUUUGCAUUGACACUGGUCUGCCGUGUGAUUUCAAUCAUAGUACCUGCAAUGGGAAGAAUGAACUGUGUUACGGCAGGGGCCCGGGCUACCCUGAUGAAUUUAAGAGUACCGAGAUUAUUGGAAAAAAGCAAUUCAAGAAAGCGGUCGAACUUUUUGACAAGGCAACCGAAAAGUUGGAAGGAAAAGUCGGGUAUCAACAUGCCUAUAUAGAUUUCUCGAAUCUUCAGGUUUCAGUUCCUAAAGCGGGAGGAGGUAUUGAGGUGGUCAAAACGUGCCCUGCUGCUAUGGGAUUUGGUUUUGCUGCAGGUACAACUGAUGGUCCCGGAGCUUUCGAUUUCAGACAAGGAGAUGAUCAGGUAAGAGAACUGAAACCCGAUGCUGCGGACUUUAACACGUGUUUUGUAGUGCCAUGUUUGUCUGAUGAUUCUAUUACUAUAUUCUGUUUUCAGGGGAAUGCCUUCUGGAAAUUAGUGAGGAACUUACUAAAGCCGCCGGGUCAGGAACAGAUCGAUUGUCAGAAACCUAAGCCUAUUUUGCUUGAUACCGGUGAAAUGAAACUACCAUAUGACUGGGCGCCUUCGAUACUUCCGGUCCAAAUUGUGCGGAUAGGGCAACUUGUCAUUCUCAGUGUACCAGCAGAAUUCACAACCAUGGCCGGCAGGCGGCUCCGAGAUGCUGUUAAGACGGUGCUUACUUCCGGGCGCAAUAAGCAAUUCGACAGCAAUGUUCAUAUUGUCAUUGCAGGGUUGACAAAUACUUAUUCACAAUAUGUUAGCACUUUUGAGGAGUACCAAGUGCAGAGAUACGAGGGAGCCUCAACUCUGUAUGGACCACACACGCUUAACGCAUACAUACAGGAGUUCAAGAAACUUGCAGCAGCUCUUAUCGGUGGUGGAUCUGUUGAACCAGGUCCGCAACCACCUGAUCUUCUUGAUAAGCAGAUUAGCUUAUUAACACCGGUUGUCCUUGAUGCAACCCCACUUGGUGUGAAUUUCGGUGAUGUUAAAGACGAUAUCGCUAAUUCCACUUUCAAACGGGGCAAUACAGUCUCAGUCACCUUCUGGUCUGCUUGUCCUAGGAACGACCUCAUGACUGAGGGCACAUUCGCAUUGGUCGAACUUCUCCAAGAUCAAAAGACAUGGAUCCCGGCAUUUGACGACGACGAUUUUUGCUUAAAGUUCAAGUGGUCAAGACCUGCAAAACUAAGUCCUCAAAGUUAUGCAACCAUUGACUGGAGGAUACCAGAAUCAGUAGUCACCGGGGUUUAUAGGAUAAGACAUUUCGGUGCUUCGAAAUCACUUUUUGGUUCAAUUCGACAUUUUACGGGUACUUCGAGUGCCUUUGUAGUGGAAUAGUAUAAAUCAUAUGCAUGUAUGAAUAUAAUUAGAAACAGAUUGUGCCGUAUAGAAUAAAUCACACAGUAUUUAUUAUAGCAGAGCCAGAUAUCGAAAUUAUAGAAGAAUAAAUAAAUUGUUUAGUUAUAUUAUUUACAUAAA